Molecule: messenger RNA, 981 nt
Organism: Hyaloscypha bicolor E
Lineage: Eukaryota; Fungi; Ascomycota; Leotiomycetes; Helotiales; Hyaloscyphaceae
Product: SET domain-containing protein
Exons: 2
Coding region: 1-981 (326 amino acids)
Molecular function (GO): protein binding
Source: RefSeq, a predicted model, not a curated record
AUGUCUCAGAAUCAUCCCUACCUCGGCCUUCAACUCCCCAGCAAUGCACCUUUCGAAUUAAAACCAUCACAUGGGAAAGGAUGGGGUGCUUUUGCCACAAGGAAAAUUGAGCGAGGGGCGAAGAUCCUGGAAGAGAAGCCACUCUUUGUUAUCCGGAAACAUCACGACGAGAUCACCGAAGAAGAUGUCCGGAAAACCUUUCAACAGUCGACACCUCGUGGGAAGCAACAGUUUCUUUCCCUCCGCGACAAUGCUGCCAGGCCUUUUUCAAGCAUGAACUACGCAUUCGCCGAGAACUCCUUCGCAUUAUCAGACAAUCCACCAAAACACGGGCUAUUCCUGAUUCACUCGCGCUUCAACCAUUCGUGUAUACCCAAUUGCAAUGUCCCAUCUACAAAUGGAGAGAUUAUUGCAAGUUUUGCAACUAGGGACAUUGUCGCGGGCGAGGAGAUCACUUUUUGUUACAAUACAGAUUUCGAGUGCAGGACCAGAGGUGACCGACAUCAAGUACUGCGCUUCACAUGCGAAUGCAAAGCCUGUCUACCCGGCACCCUUUUCCAACAACUCAGUGAUACGCGACGAACACUUAUUCGAGGGCUGCAGUACCUUACGUUAGGCCGCGAUUUGGAUGGACAGAGACAGGGUUCUGAAUCCCCAAUCAUUAUCGACUCCCAACUCAAGAAAGCAGCGGAAAAUCUCGCUAUCCAGGUUUCUGCUAGGUUAGUCUAUAACCUCUUGGUCAUGUCCCUACUAGACGAGGAGGAAUUGAUGAAUGAUUUCAUGAUCGGAAGAAUGUAUCCCGGCAUAUUGAUAUUGUCAACCUUGUUUAAAACCGAAGGCAAUGCGAGACUUGCCAGGCUUGCCAUGGAACAAAAGACUUGGCUGGAGAAGUUGUGUGUCGCUUUUAGACUCUGGGGACGAGGAGAUGUAGUAGACUAUGGCAUUGCAUUGCAAUUACGAAUGAUACACGGACCUUCGUAA